UCGGUCUGCACCGCGGCGGGCACGUCGACAACCGCGAAGACCGGCGCAGGGUCCGUGCCCCUGAGCUUUAUACCAUCGCCAGACGUUUGAUGUACACGUGGGUAUGCGCCUCUCCUACGGAGUGGAACUGGGCGUUGUAUGAGCGUAUCCACGAGAAGCGCCACAACGGGUUGGACUUUACGAAGGUGACUGAAAUGGUGGAGAUAUGCGCGAACAAGAAGCUCCUGGCGUGUAGACAGAGGAGGAGGGGACUUGUCCUGCCGUGGGGUGAUCUUGAGGAGGGGUUGGACGACGUCCCGGAGCCGCGCAGAUCAGGUACUCUGAUGUCGGGGUCAUUGACGGACGAGGAGAUCGAGCGUCAGGCGCGCAGGAUGUUGUGUGCCUCGACGGUUCACCACCCCCCUGCGGUUCUGACUGUGUUUGUUCGUCGUGCAACUCAUAUCGAGCUGUACGACGAGGAAAUUGAGUACGAUCCACUCACGGACCCGCAUGCUGCAGACGAGAUGGAGGCAGAGCCGUGGACGGACCCAGAGGACUUGGAGCAGAGAGGCAGUGACACACCUGAUGCUGGUGACGAGUCCAACGUAGAGAGUGAUCAUGAGGCUGCCAGUGAUGUGCGUUCGCGAGAUCGACAAAGCCAUUGUGAUCCUGAUCGCAUGACCCCUCCCUUGACUAGGAGUGGGACGGCGAGAGGGUGCAAGCAGACACAGGUUGUGCGAUCGUCGAGCGAGGACGAGGGAGGUGACGACGAAGCUACGGCCGAUGAUGAGGACUCCGACGUCGAGAGAGAGGGACACGACCAGGACAGAGGAGAUGGGGACGAGCAUGGAUUCGACGGCGGUGACGAUAGUGGGCCGUUUGAGGACGGAGCGGGUGGCGCUUUCCUUGUUACUCCUGGCCCCAGUGCAGUGGGCGGGGGCAGUAGUGGCGGGCAAGGAUUUGGUUUAGAGGUACCGCACGGAUUGAUUCCCACUGGCAUUUUCAGUGACGGCUUCGACCUUGGACAUCCACCCACUUCAGAUGCUCGGCAAGGCGGGGUGCGUGUUCAGACACCGGUGAGCGAAGUCGCACACCUCAUAGGGUCGGUUUUUUGUGGUGCUAGUUCGGGGUUGUUGACAGAGGCUGGCAGAGCGUCAGGCGAGAUACAUGAGUGCAUGACUGGUGACGACAUCGGUUGUGUUGCCAGGAGGCUAGAUAUGGACCCCGAGGAUGUGCUUGAGGAAGAACGUUUGGCACGGAUGGUGUCGGGGUGUGCCACGACACAGCAGCUUGCGUUGGAGCAGGACACGACCAGGGCGAAGGAGAUGGGGUGUACUGUAGAGGUGGUCACUGCCGCCAGACUAGCAGCAGAGUGUAGACACGAUGGUCCUGCAGAUGUUGCAGAUGGUGGAGGACUCUGCACAGAGGGACACGUGGUGGAUCGUGUAGACGACCACGAGGAGGACGCGAGGGUAGGGUUGGGUGGUUUAUGUGGGGCCAGCGACACGGUGUCGGGUGGCCGAAGGUCAGUCGGCCACCCGAAUUACGACAAAUUGACCCUUGGAUUAAGUGUCUAGCGAAGGAUCAACCCGCACUUUCAUCAGACCUGUCGGGAAAAAUUAGGGGUCGGGAGGAGACCCCUAAAAUCCCCCGCGUCGAGUACUAUUGAAACUGACCCUUGGAAUUAACAAAAUAAACGGUCGCGC
Molecule: messenger RNA, 1685 nt
Organism: Chara braunii
Lineage: Eukaryota; Viridiplantae; Streptophyta; Charophyceae; Charales; Characeae
Source: the annotation of a GenBank genome assembly